AUGUUUAAAGUGUUGCGAGAUGGUCAGCUGAAGCUUAACAGAAAGAAGUACGAGAUUGGGAAGGAAGAGUUAGUGUAUCUCAGUUUUAUCGUAGGAAAGGGCCAGCGGGGGACAGAUCCAAGCAAGUAUAGGAAGUUGGUGGAGUACCAUUCUAAAAUAUUUAUGGGUGCUAUUCAGAGCUAUCCUACGUACGAUAAGGAGUUUUAUGUGCUCUACCAGGCGAUCAAGCAUUGGAGGGUGUACUUGUUGGGUAAGCAGGUGGUUUUACACUCGGAUCACAAGCUAUUAGAGUUUUUACAUGUCCAGACGGAGCUACAGCAGGCACGACACAUGAAGUUGAUGUCCUAUUUGAUGGCGUUCAACAUCGUCAUUAGGUAUAAGAAGGGGACAACUAACAAGUUGGCUGAUAUGCUAUCUCGACCGCCAAUGAGGGCUUUGUUGGUGACGAUGCUUAUUCAGCCCUUAAUGCCUUUGGAAUAUGUGUACAUGUACACAUCUAGUAGAGACUUUAGCAGUGUGUUCGAGCAGGUGAAGGCUGGUCGGAAGGGGGAGUAUGAGCUCGGAGCAGAUGGUUUGUUAUAUCAUGGGAUAUCGAUUUGCAUUCCGGAGGAUGGCGAUCGAUUGUAG
Messenger RNA from Asparagus officinalis (garden asparagus), 627 nucleotides. RefSeq lists its product as uncharacterized. The record is from RefSeq and is a predicted model, not a curated record. NCBI's taxonomy places the organism in Eukaryota, Viridiplantae, Streptophyta, Magnoliopsida, Asparagales, Asparagaceae. The transcript is spliced from 3 exons. The coding region runs from base 1 to 627 and encodes 208 amino acids.